UUGCAGUUAUACUUGGCCCUGCUUAUUCUAUUUCCUUGUCUAUUUCUGCCUAUCAUGCUUGAUUGCUAGUUGCUUGUCAAAUUGUUAUUAAUAUGGAAGAUAUAAUGUUGCUAUUUUUUAAAAAAAACAGAACAUGGCAAACCGUGAAUGGAUGUAUAAUGGCUGGUCCCGUGGGCAGUCUCCCUCUCAUGAGUGGAUUGAAAACACAAACAAUUUUUUAGAUCGUGCAUUCUCCAUGUUGAGUCUGGUUGAAAAUGACACCAUUAAGUGCCCGUGUGCCUUAUGUCGAAACUAUGUUAGGCACAAAAGAUUUGAUGUAGAGAUCCACUUGUGUAAAAAUGGGUUUAGGGAUGACUACAGAAUAUGGACAUCACAUGGAGAGAGACAUGUUGAAGUUGGAAGUGAUGAGAGUUCUUGUGAAGCUGAUCAUAUGGAUGAUAUGUUAGCUGACCUAGGUGGUUACCAUGCACCAACAAUUGAUGAGGGGCCUACAGCCUCGGCACGUGCUUUUUAUAGGAUGGUUGCUAGUGCUGAUGAACCAGUCCAUGAGAACACAACACACUCAUCUCUCUCUGCUAUUGCACGGUUGCUAGCUUUGAAAUCACAGUAUAAUAUGUCAGUGGCACACUUUGAAGCAAAUCUAGAAUUAAUCAGUGAACUUCUGCCUCCUGGGUCUAAGAUUCCUAAGGACUUCUACCAAUCGAAGAAAUUAUUGGAUGGUUUGGGUAUGCCAUAUGUGAAAAUUGAUGUGUGUUAUAACAACUGCAUGCUUUACUAUAAAGGGAAUGAAAAUAAAGAAAAGUGUGAUGUUUGUGGUACCUCACGCUAUGAGGAAGGUCGUAAUAGAGUCCCACGCAAAGUGUUGAGGUACCUUCCCAUCAAAGAUAGGUUACAAAGACUAUAUGCCCAUGAAAAGACAGCAAAUAUGAUGCAAUCUCACAAGCAGUCCAGAUCUGGUAUGAUGAAGCACCCAUGUGAUGGGAAAGCAUGGCAACAGUUUGACAUAGACUUCCCAGAAUUCGGUGAUGACCCUAGAAAUGUGCGCCUUGCUGUGGCAACAGAUGGUUUUACACCCUUCAGUAUGAAUGCAGCUCCGUAUUCAUGUUGGCCUGUUUUUGUUACUCCAUUGAAUCUUCCACCCGGUGUUAUCAUGAAGUCGGAGUACAUAUUCCUUGCCCUUGUAGUUCCUGGUCCUGAGCAUCCUGGAAAGAAACUAAACAUACUAAUGCAACCUUUAGUGGAUGAACUACUAAGCUUGUGGGAGGGGGUUGAUGAAACAUGGGACGCUUCACGCAAGCAGAAGUUUAAAAUGCGAGCAGCUUAUUUAUGGUCAAUACAUGAUUUUCCUGCCUAUGGUAACUUUUCUGGAUGGAGCACUCAUGGUAGGCUCGCAUGCCCAGUAUGCUUGUGUGACAGUAAUGCAUUUAAUUUAUGUAAUGGCCGCAAAGCAUGUUGGUUUGAUUGCCAUAGGCGCUUCUUACCUAGAGAUCAUGAAUUCAGAUCUCAAGCUAAUGCAUUUAGAAAGAAUACGGUGGUGCAUGAAGAGCCCCCAAGAGUCAUCCAAGAAUUCUGAAGAUACUGCUCAAAAUAGAGGAGGUUCACGGAAUUUUUCUGAGACACAACAACUCCUGGAACACAAUUUUGGUCUUGAGAAGGGUAGCACUAUAAACACAUAUGCUGUAAUGAAAUCUGGUUAUAAAAUUGUGGACAGCACGGGUAGGAGUGGUCCAAUACCCAGCCAAAAAGCACAAAGACGCUUGGAUGACUACAAAGAACUAGCUUCAGAUGAGAACUCACAUGAACUGGAUGGAAAGGCACUGUAUACCAUGGGACGUGGUAUGAAGCAUGGGCGUGUUCCAAUUGGCGAUGGUGCUGUGGACAAGGAAACUAUUCUAGUUCAUCGAUUGUCUGUUCCUUUUAAGCCAGUCAAUCCUGAUGAUUAUGAAAGGGUGAUCAAAGAAAAUGAGCAGCUGAAACAGACUAAUCAGAUACUCCAUGAUGAAAAUGGUGUUAAUCGUGCACUGAUCAUGGCAAUGUAUGCUGAUUUUGGAAAAGAACCGCCUGCAGAGCUGCUGUCCCAUCUAGAAAAUAUUGAUGCACGUCGUCAACAGAAUGCCAAUAUGAGUUGCAGCAGUGAACAGGUGGCUUCCUGUUGAUUAGAAAUGGCAGUCUUAGAUUUAAUUCCAUGGCUGUUGGCUCAUCACAUGGAGGCUCUCACUCAGUUGAUAGGCGCGAUGAAAGCGACGAUGAUGACACUUACAAUGAAAGCGAUGCCGACGAUGACGACGACGACGACGUCGAUGAUGAUGCCUCCUUUG
This is a messenger RNA of Panicum virgatum (switchgrass), 2318 nucleotides long. RefSeq names its product late secretory pathway protein AVL9-like. The transcript has 6 exons. Gene Ontology annotation, biological process: transposition. The coding region runs from base 1272 to 2156 and encodes 294 amino acids. Lineage: Eukaryota; Viridiplantae; Streptophyta; Magnoliopsida; Poales; Poaceae. The record is from RefSeq and is a predicted model, not a curated record.